AAAUAAUCCACCCUAAACCCAGAGAAAAAAGAAAAUCCUUUUUCAUAAUUGAUCAAUUCCAAUGGGUUCUCAGUCUAGCUUAUUGCCUGAACUUCCUGUUAUAGAAUUUUCCCUGGAAAAUCUCAAUCCCGGAACGGACCUGUGGAUGUCCACGUCCAAACGAGUGGUUUUUGCCCUAGAAGAGUAUGGCUGCUUCGUCGCAACAUACGCUGAUUUCACUUCACAAGCUCACAACGAAAUUUUUCAAGCGCUCGAGGAACUAUUUGAUUUACCUACCAAAAUUAAGUCGAGAAACGCCUCCGAGAAACCCUACUUUGGCUACUCCGGGCAGCAACCCUCCAUGCCUUUGUAUGAGAGCUUGGGCAUUGAUGAUGCGACCACCCUCGAAGGUGUCCAAAGUUUCACGAACCUCUUGUGGCCGGCCGGUAACGAGCGGUUCCGCGAUGGCGUGCUCGCGUUCUCGAAGAAGGUAUCAGAGCUUGAGCAGAUGGUGAAGAGGAUGGUGUUUGAGAGCUAUGGGGUGAAGGAGUACUGCGACUCGCAUGUCAUGUCGACCACUUAUCUCCUUCGGGUAAUGAAAUAUAGGGCUCCGGAGAUGGACGAGACGAAUCGCGGCUGCAACGUCCACACAGAUAAGAGCUUCAUGACCAUACUUCACCAGAAUCAAGUUAAUGGUUUGGAGGUCAGGAGAAAGGAUGGGGAUUGGAUUGCCUUUGAACCGUCACCAUCAUCAUUUUUGGUCAUGGCAGGCGAUGCAUUCUUGGCGUGGAGCAACGGAAGGAUACAUUCUGCGGUGCAUCAAGUGGUGAUGAAGGAGAAGAAACCGCCCAGGUACUCGCUGGGCUUGUUCGCCUUCCACAGUGGAAUAAUCGAAGUCCCCCGAGAAUUAGCAGGUCCUGAGAAUCCAUUGAAGUUCAAAGCGUUCGAACAUUAUGGGUUGCUCCGUUACUUUUGCCAGGACGGCGUCCCUAAAGAUUGCUGCACUGCCCAGGCCUACUGUGGCAUUUAAAUGAACCAAUGGAUCAGCCAAGUUGAUAACGCACCACGGCCUUCACAGCAUAUGUUUUGCAAUCG
Molecule: messenger RNA, 1074 nt
Organism: Rhodamnia argentea
Lineage: Eukaryota; Viridiplantae; Streptophyta; Magnoliopsida; Myrtales; Myrtaceae
Product: probable 2-oxoglutarate-dependent dioxygenase AOP1
Exons: 3
Coding region: 62-1009 (315 amino acids)
Molecular function (GO): dioxygenase activity
Source: RefSeq, a predicted model, not a curated record